CGCUCGACACACAGCCUCAACACAGCCUCGACACAGCCGUACUCUGCUCUUCGGGGUCGCCGUUAACCUAAGAAUGAGGAACAGUUAGCGGUGGAACUUGCACAACCUUUUGAACUCUUAUAGCCUGGCGGUCCGGUAGUACCAGGGAGCUCACGAUCAUCUGCCGCUUUGGAUGCUAGUAUGACAUGGCGAUCCCGGGGUUUGGCUUCUCCUUUGGCGACUUUACAGCAGGUGUCAAGCUUGUGAAAGAUCUUAUCAUAGCACUAAACGACAGCGUUGGAGCGAAAUUGCAAUACCGACGCCUUAUCAGCGAGUUGAUAAGCCUCGAACGCGCAUUGACUGAGGUCCGACAUCUCCAAGUUGAGGACUCUCAGGCAUCACAGAAGAUCGCGUUGGAACAGGCCGCAUUGCAAUGUCAAGAGAGCAUUGAGGAUUUCUUGAGGCGGAACGCGAAGUUCAAAACGUCCCUCGGUGCUCAUACGACUUUCUCGAAAUGGAGUUGGCGUACUAAUUUGCAUAAGAUACAAUGGGCUUUGUGUGAGGAAGAUGCGGUUAAUAAGCUGAGAGCGGAAAUAACAGGGCACACUUUGACCAUUAAUACUCUGCUAACGACAAUACACUUAUCAGCGACAGCGUUACAGACGGAGUUGGCGAAGAGUUACCAACUGGAAACCAAGGAACACCGCAAGGUGACGGACGAGGCACAAUCUCUAGUAAAGCGGAACCAUGACCUUCUAAAUACUCAGGCAGAUCUUAUCCUUACGAUUUCCCGAAAUGUUACAACUUGUUCAACCCACCAGCAAACCGAAGAACUCCGAUUAAUUAUGCUCAAAGUCCUCGCCACAAACAUGAAAAUCUACCAGAUGGUCUUGGAUAUACAGAAACUCCAAUUCCAAGUCCCUGCGCAAGUUGACCGUCAACUGCCUAUCUCCUUUGAGGAUGCCCACGGCCGGAUAGCUCCAUUCCAUAUCGAGUUUAUCAAUUCAUUCGAAGCGUUUCAGGCGGUAAUGGAAGUUCGGUUCCGCUACGUACCGGGACUAAAGAAGGUACGGAAUAUCGAAUAUGCGAUACAUGAGUCUAGUUCGAAGAGGAAGCUUGAUCUCACGGCACCAUGGGAUUCUAUUUUCUUGCCAGGCAGGAAGGUGAAUAUGAGCAUGGUCUUUCGCAGACCGCAGACGUCUAUGUCAUCGUGCCCCGGGUGUCAGGCUGAGAACGAUAUCGACGGUAGUAAUGAAGGAUCUGAGAUUCAAUGGUCAGCUGUUAACCAUCGCCUAUAUAGUUCUAAUGUGGACUGCAAGAUGUGGUACCAGCGAAUCAUCGAGAUGAACGAGCCUCAAGAAGACCCAAUCGCUGCGCCGAAGAUCCAGCUGGGCAAGCGCAGUCGAAAAGCCACGCUAGCGUCAUCUAGGAAAAGAUCCAAAUGGCCAGUCGUCGAAGGUGCUAAUUACGAUGCGGAGGAAGCAGCCGAAGAUGACGAUGGCGAUGAGGAUGAGAUACAGCAAUUCCGACGGGUACAUGUCGUUCACAAUCAUCUUGUGCCGGUAUCUCCACUGCGACAUGUGCAGUGUGACCACUCUGUGCCUAUGAGCUUCAAUGUGGAGCAGAACUCUGGUUAUUGGACCGUACCCGAACAAACCGACUUCCUUGCGCUACUGCGAUAUUUUGGGACAGACUGGUACGGGAUAGCAAGGCAUAUGACUUCAAAAACGCACAUAAUGGUGUAUGCCACCGUCUUUCAACAAUGGCUUACUAUACCGUCUGAUAGUAACAAGAGCCGGCGUCUCUCUGGAACCCAGACGCAGGUCAAAAACUACUACCAACGCCAUGCGACAUCGGAUGAAAUGAGUUCAUGGGAACAAAUUGCAAAUGAAGCUGAUGAGAAGAUAGGGCGUGGAGAGUCUACAGGCCCCGUUCCAACUCCUACAAUUCUUCCAAAGAGACCCUUUAGAGGCCUACAAAACUCUGUCUCGUGUUCAGAAUCCUCUAUUGAUGGCAUUGAUAAUAUACAGCCAGCCCUGCAAAAUUCGGUAAUGCAGCAGGCUUCCUCGCCACAACCUACCUUGAGUACGCGCUUUCCUGCACUGACCCAAACCGGCCCUGUUCCUCAGACCAUGGUUUCAUCGACUACUUCAGCCUUCCUCCUAGCCAAGCACAUGCCUCAGCAAUCUGGCCAACAGGCACCCCAGCAAAUGCAACAACAGAUCAGAGUUCACCCAGGACCUUCGCAACGUCCAAUUAUGCAAGUCUCCCAAGCCGAGAAGGAGCGCAAAAAGGAUAUACAACGGAAGCGACGAGAGAAGAGUGUGGCAAGAAAUAUCGAACAGGAGGAGACUGCAUUAGCUAAGGCGCAAGCAGUCGAAGAUGAGGCCGAGAGACAGAAGUUCAUCAGGGAAGCUCAAAAAGCCAAGAUUAUGCUGGCAAGGGGUGACAAGAGCCCAGAAACCCGAGCAGCGCCUCUAGAGCCUAAUUUCCUCAGCGGCAUAAUGCCCACCCCCACAGCUGCAGACGCAGAGGUCCCGAAGAAAUUGAAACGCGGCGGUGCUCGACCAAGGAAGUCCAAGGAGCAAAAGCAGGCAGAGAAGGAUUGUGCAGAAGCUGCACAAGCUGCGAUCGAUGCUGGUGAAAAACCUCCACCACUCGAAUACUUCACCUCAGCAUAUAUAUCUCUGGUUACUGCGAACUUCCCACCGCAGUCACCCAUCUCACCACCUCAUCCUUAACGGGCUUCGCAAUUGCCGCGAAUGGCUCCGACAGCUCUAUCGUCCGAUCGUGGCUCUAUAACAUUUCUUUUCAACUCCAGCCACCUUAAGAACAAUCUUUCAAAUGAUUGAAAUGUUUUAAACUUCUUUUUUUAAAAAAAAAAUGAUAAUGAGAAUAGUUAUACUUUUCUAAUUUUUUUUGCUUAAUAAGACUUUUAAGAAAACUAUUGCAAGCUUUAUAAAGUAUUAAUUUAAUAUUGAACUGCAAUUGGCGGCACUCUGGCUUGC
This is a messenger RNA of Hyaloscypha bicolor E, 2987 nucleotides long. RefSeq lists its product as uncharacterized. NCBI's taxonomy places the organism in Eukaryota, Fungi, Ascomycota, Leotiomycetes, Helotiales, Hyaloscyphaceae. The transcript has 3 exons. The coding region runs from base 186 to 2720 and encodes 844 amino acids. The record is from RefSeq and is a predicted model, not a curated record.